CAAAGCUUCGACUUUACUCCCUGGUCAUCUCUCACCUCAACUAUUGCAACUCCCUCCUCAUUGGCUUACCUUUACAUAGGCCACACCCCCUCCAGUCCAUCCAACCGUUCAGUGUCCUCCACCCCUUUCCACCAAUCCCUCCACUGGCCUCCAUUCAGUGUCCUCCACCCCUUUCCACCAAUCCCUCCACUGGCCUCCAUUCAGUGUCCUCCACCCCUUUCCACCAAUCCCUCCACUGGCCUCCACUCAGUGUCCUCCACCCCUCUCCACCAAUCCCUCCACUGGCCUCCAUUCAGUGUCCUCCACCCCUCUCUGCCAAUCCCUCCACUGGCCUCCAUUCAGUGUCCUCCACCCCUUUCCACCAAUCCCUCCACUGGCCUCCACUCAGUGUCCUCCACCCCUCUCCACCAAUCCCUCCACUGGCCUCCAUUCAGUGUCCUCCACCCCUCUCUGCCAAUCCCU
This is a messenger RNA of Staurois parvus, 462 nucleotides long. The record is from the annotation of a GenBank genome assembly. Lineage: Eukaryota; Metazoa; Chordata; Amphibia; Anura; Ranidae.